Molecule: messenger RNA, 679 nt
Organism: Paralichthys olivaceus (Japanese flounder)
Lineage: Eukaryota; Metazoa; Chordata; Actinopteri; Pleuronectiformes; Paralichthyidae
Source: RefSeq, a predicted model, not a curated record
CAUCGCUCCUUCUCCAUCACAGAUGCGUGGGAGGCGUCUGUCAAACCUGUGGAGCGUCUGUCUGUCUGUGUUUCUGUCUGUGUGUGUGUGUCUCCCUCUGUCUGUGCAAGCGUGUGUUUAGAGGACAUCACACACACACUCACUCUGUAGUAGUUAGGAGACAAUAAACCGGUUGUGCAGCUCUUCAGGGUGAGAAUCUCCGCUGUCAUCCCGGCGCACUCUCAGUCAGUGGGCUCAGAGGAAGUUGAAGCAAACAGCCAUGGACGUGUUCAUGAAGGGGAUAUCCAAAGCCAAGGAUGGGGUCGUGGCGGCGGCGGGGAAGACCAAGCAGGGAGUGACCGGAGCGGCUGAGAUGACGAAAGACGGGGUCAUGUUCGUCGGUACCAAAACAAAGGAUGGCGUCACAACAGUCGCAGGUAAAACUGUGUCCGGGGUGUCUCAUAUGGGUGGAGCUGUGGUUACGGGGGUUACGGCUGUGGCCCAGAUAACUGUGGAGGGGGCAGGCAACAUUGUCGCUGCCACAGGAUUGAUCAAGAAGGACCCGGCCAAACAGAGCGAUGACCCCUCAGCAGCACAGAACGUGGCAGAGUCACCAGUUGAUACCAACCCUGCUGUUGUUGCAGAGGUAAGAUGGUGGUCUCAAGCUGCAGGAACAGUUGAUAGACUGAGCCGAUGGUGA